Molecule: messenger RNA, 1347 nt
Organism: Rhineura floridana
Lineage: Eukaryota; Metazoa; Chordata; Lepidosauria; Squamata; Rhineuridae
Gene: GJB7
Product: gap junction protein beta 7
Exons: 2
Coding region: 95-886 (263 amino acids)
Biological process (GO): cell communication
Cellular component (GO): connexin complex
Source: RefSeq, a predicted model, not a curated record
UGGGGACUUGCUUCUGAGUAAACAUGCAUAAGAUUGCACUACUACAGAGGAUCACAGCAGAAUCUUGGUCCUUACCCUUUCUGAAACGGAAGCAAUGAGCUGGGGAUUCCUCCGUGAUGUCCUGAGUGGAGUGAAUAAAUAUUCAACUGGGAUUGGCAGAAUUUGGCUAGCUAUUGUGUUUAUAUUCCGCCUGCUUGUCUAUGUUGUAGCUGCAGAACAUGUCUGGAAAGAUGAACAGAAGGAGUUUGAGUGUAACAUUAGGCAACCUGGCUGUGAAAAUGUCUGUUUUGAUCACUUUUUCCCAGUUUCCCAGGUGAGGCUUUGGGCCUUACAAUUGAUUAUGGUCUCUACCCCAUCACUUCUUGUUGUUCUCCAUGUUGCUUAUCGAGAAAAUAGGGAAAAGAGACACAGAAAGAAGCUGUAUAAGGACCCAGGAAGCAUGGAUGGUGGAUUGCUAUGCACCUACCUCAUCAGUCUCCUUUCCAAAACAGGAUUUGAAAUUGCUUUCCUCUUCCUGUUUUACAAGCUGUACGGUGGAUUCAACGUGCCCCGUCUUGUGAAAUGUGACAUGAGUCCAUGUCCCAACACUGUUGAUUGCUACAUCUCUAAGCCCACUGAGAAGAAAGUCUUCUUGUACAUUGUAGUGGUGACGUCCUCCUUGUGCAUAGUCUUAAAUGUAAUUGAACUCACCUAUUUGGUUUUCAAAUACUCCAUCAAAUGUUGUUUCAAGAGUUACAUCAAGAAAGUUCAAGACACACAAGAACACACAAAGCUGGAUUCUGUGGAUCACAAUGAAACAACCUUAUUUCAUGGCAAUGAUGCAGUCACCACCUUCAGAACCCAAGAUGACGAAAGAAACCUGCCCACCAGCCAACAUCAAGAAUAAAAGCACACAACGUCAAAUAAAAUGCAUUUUAAUGACUUUAGGACUGAUUGAGGAUUUUAAUCAGCAGGCUGUGUUUUCCACAAUCCAAAUUAUUUAGGUUUACCCAGUUUAAGAUACAAAACCUGACAUUUCCCCUAAGUUGAUGUAUAAAUAUUGAUAUUUAUGAUAAAGAAUACUGAAAAGAACAGUAAAUUCAAGAGUCACUUUGAAUGUUUUGACACAACCAUUCAUUUAAAAAAGAGUUUACUGGGUGAGCAGAAUAACAGGGCUUCCCCUUCUUCUCCCUUGUGUCCCCCAAAUCUUCUCUGGAGGGUUUCCCAAAUAUCUGGAACAGAUUUUUGUUUUGGAGGAGUGCAGUGGCAAAAGCCUCAUUGUAUAAGCAGAUAACUGUUCUGCUCAUGCAUGUGCAUAAGAUUCAACCCACUGUCUUAAAAACUUUUCAAACCCAAAAGAGAAGACAC